Molecule: messenger RNA, 38429 nt
Organism: Paramuricea clavata
Lineage: Eukaryota; Metazoa; Cnidaria; Anthozoa; Malacalcyonacea; Plexauridae
Source: the annotation of a GenBank genome assembly
AUGGCGUAUCUUCACAAAUGCCUUAAAAAUAACUCUGACAAAAACAUAUCUAUAAAGAUCCCUACACGAGAAACAAGGAAUACUAGUUCAACUAACGGCAUCCUACUUCAUGUAACCAAAAGUAAAACUGUUUCUUUUCAAAACAGCUUUUACAUCAGAGCUGCUAAUGUAUGGAACACGCUUCCCGGCUUCAUAAGAAGUACCACCACAUCUCUAACUACAUUUAAAUGUAAUCUAAUGAAAUACUACGUAGAAUUAACCCAACAAAUUUAUGAUCCUGAAGAUCCAAGAACAUUUAAGUCUGUGUGUAUUAAAUGUCACACCACUCGCCCACUAAUGAACUUAUCAACUCAAACAUGUUGCUAAAUUUAGUUUUUGUUCGUUAAUUUGUUCGUCAAUAUGUUUGCUUUGUCUUCUUGUAUUUGUGUUUAAUUGUUAUGUUUGCUUUAACUUCGAAAUAAUUAUAUAUACCAUAAUUUAGUUGUUCGUUUUCGGAACCCCGUUAUUGGAGAACUAUCUCUGUGUGGAAAUUCCAGUCAUUUGUAACCAUAGUACUCUAUAUAGAUCUAUUGCAAUGGCAAACUUGUAAAAAUAAAAAAAAUAAUAAAAAAUUCAAAAGCCUGUCCAGGUUUCUAGUAGACCUCUAGGCCUUACAUUAAUUAUUUUACAUAAUUACUAUUCUUGUAAAUACUACUGGGGGAAAUAAUUUAAAUAAAUAUUUAAUGAUCAAAAUCCAAAUUUUCUUUCGUUUUUCGCGCAUGUGUUGAAGAAGGAAUAUGUUCUGCUUCUCUGUGCAUAGCCCAUGAGAAAAAAAACUUGAAAUCCUUUCCAUUUAAGAUGGUCCUAAGCUGAAAACAGUGUAGUUGUAAAGCAAUUACCGAAAGGGUGCAUUAUUGCAACCAACACCAAAAUAAAGGUUCUAAUCAAGGGUGGGUAGUAGCAAAGUAGUUGUAGUUCGCUACUGUAGCAAAUUACAAUUUUCAAGUAACCAGUAGUUUUUGACUACUUUUUUAAAACAGUAGUUGUAGUUAUAGCGAACUACAUUUUGCCUAAAAGUAGCCAAGUAGUUGACUACUUUUCAAACGGCGAAUCGCUGUUCGCUACUUUUUAGAAUUGUUAGCAACCGUUCAUAGAAUAGAAUGAUAUUAAGACAUGCAUGGUUUGCUUAAAAGAUUAUUUUACACAGUAAAGAUUAUUUUAGCGCAGUGAAAAGUGGCACUCCUGAACACUGUAGUGCUUACAAAAAUGUUGCUUUGACCUUUCUUGUUUACUGUUGCUACUCGUAAGUCGAUUUGUUAUAGGUUGUAUUAUAGCCUGAGCUAGUGGAUCGACUCCAAAUACCGUAAAACUAGAAAAUAUAGAGUAGCGAAAUAGUUCGCUACAUUUUUUAAGCAGUAGCUGUAGUCAGUAGCGAACUACCUUUGUUCAAAAGUAGCAGUAGUUGUAGCCUCUUACAAAAAUAUUCUAUAGAAUAUUACAUUGAAAUAUUCUAUAGAAUAUUCUGUGAAAUAUUCUAAAGGAUUUUGGAACCUAUUCUAUGGGAUAUUCUAUGAAAAUAUUCUAUUGGACAUUCAGUUGAAUUCUAUACAAUAUUCUAUAGAAUGCCCUAUAAAAAAUUCUAUAGAAAGUUCUAUGGAAUAUUAGAUAGUCUAUGGGAUAUUCAUUUGAAUUCUAUAGAAUAUUCUAUGAAAUAUUCUAAAGGAUUUUGGAACCUAUUUUAUAUGGAAUAUUCUACUGAAUAUUCUAUAGAACAUUAAGUUGAAUUCUAUACAAUAUUCUAUAGAAUUGUAUGGAAUAUUCUAUAUAACAUUCUGUAUUAGAUUCUAUAAGAUUUAUAAAAGUUUCUAUUAAGAAACAUUUAUUAAAACACAAUUACCAUUGUAUGCCCUAUAAAAAAUUCUAUAGAAAGUUCUAUGGAAUAUUAUAUGGAAUAUUCUACUGAAUAUUCUAUAGAACAUUAAGUUGAAUUCUAUACAAUAUUCUAUAGAAGGUAUGGAAUAUUCUAUAUAACAUUCUGUAUUAGAUUCUAUAAGAUUUAUAAAAGUUUCUAUUAAGAAACAUUUAUUAAAACACAAUUACCAUUGUAUAAAGAACUUGUUUAAUUAUUAACUAUACAUUAGUGAAACAGCUAGUUAACCAUGAUCAGAAUUAUAUGUUUAUAGCUACCAUUGAACUACAGUAGGAAAUGGGUAUUUGAAAAGUAGUCAGCAGCUGCAAGAUACAACUGCCUCAUGCCUGGAAACAAUUAUAGCAAUUUUAUUUGGUGGAGAAUAUCACUUACAUAAACUUUGCAGCAAAGAUUUCAAUGUGCCUGGAUUUCAAUAUUAAGUAUGUAUAAACAGAUGUAAAUAUCCAGGCUAAAAUUAAAAUUAAGUGAUGCCAAGUGCCAACAGAACCAAUGUACGUGGCAUAUUGUCCACAAAACAAAACAACUAUGCAAGAACUUAAAAAUAAACAUUGGGCUAGUCAAACUGUUGUAGGAUUAUUCUAUUUAGUGAAUAUUCUUAUUAGAAUAAGUGUCAAUGUUACUGUUACGUGUAGAUACUUUCUUUUUUCACAAUAUUGUUAAUCCUUGUGUUCAUCAUUGUUAAUACUUGUGGUCAUCAUUGAUGCAUAUGCCAUUUUGCAAGAGUCGUAAUUGCUCUUCCAAGUUGGAAACAAUAUCUGUUAGGCAUGGCAUUACUAUACAAAAAUGAAAAAUAAGUAAAUGUUACCCAUUAAGUUUCAUUGCAUCCUACUUUAUUAUUUUACUCUGUCUAACACCAGACAACUUUACUCUUCAAGGGGAUAGCAGUUUUGCUCAAUGGAUUAACCUUUUCAUGUACCUCAUAUGCCCAACUUUAGUAUUUACUGUCUAACGCUUACUCCAUCUCAUCGUCUGCAGUGUAAAUUUAGUAUUUACUCUGUCAGCCAGUAUGGAAUGUAAGUGUUGUGCACCGGACAUGUCCGGUGCACAACGCCUUUCAUUGGUGCACAAUCUGGUGCACAAGAUUUUACAAUAGUAAUCUGUGGCGCACAUCUGGUGCACACAUAACAAGUUAACUAAGGGUGGCGCACUGGUGCAUAAUUCAGGAUUCCCAAUAUUAAUUCAUCAAAUAGAUUUAACAGCAAAAGUUAGUAAAACCUAUUUCUGGAAAGUAUCUGGAAUGUGUAGACCUGAGUACGGUAGGCUUUGCCGCUUUGGACAAUAUAUUCCCUUUUGAUCUAUGGAUCCAGGAUCCAAUAUACGUAAACUAAAUGAAGUACUCUGAAAUACUGCUGACCACUUGAAACUUUGAGUUGAAUAAUAUUUCGAAGGCUUUCCGAGAAAAAUUGACUUUCCGAGAAAAAUGUAAAUUUCGAUUUUAUAAUGUUGUUUUCUGACCAUCAGAAUUCGUGUAAAAUCUUCCGUCAAAGUCCAGGAAUGACAUUUCAGAGACUUUAAAUUUAAAAAUUUCUCGGGAGUGCAUGCUCCUGUACCCCCCUCCAGGUAUCUCGCGCCUUCAGAGCUCCUCUCAUGCCUUUGGCAAUCGGCACGAGAUUUGGAGCACUCGAGAUUCGAAGUGAAAAAUUUGGUGGUGCACAAAUUUUCGACCGGCUAGACAACCAAUCGGUGCACACAAAAAAUGAUCAACUUCCUUGUCCGGUGCACGAAUAAGUUACAUUCCAAUUAACUCAAUUAAACACAUACCAGUUGCCACGGCCCAGCUUAAGGGUGUUUACAAGAUCCAGACUGAUUUGUCUGGCUUGGGGGGGCCACUUUAGCUAGGCCAGUAUAUUAUUUUCUUCAUAUAAAGCACUAAUUAAGAAGACUAGUCUGGCUAUAGGCAAGGCUACGAUAUUCUGUAUCAAUUGAAAUAAACUUGGACAGUGCUAUUUUUACCUCACAACACCAGUUUGUCAACUCAAUCCAGAAAUUUCCAACUGUUGAGAACAAUAUUUUGAGCCGGGCUAUAGCCCAGCUGCAAUAUUUAAUCUAAAAAUGUACAAGGACAACAUUUGAGGCUUUGUCUUGCUAGCUAGUGACUAUAGUGCUUAUUCCAGCUUUACAAACAUAUCAUUUUAUACACCUGAAGCUCAUUAACCCAUUCCCAAAUUUGAAUUUUGGGCAAAUAAUGUGCUGCAAUUUGCAGCUUUCAACACACUGAAAAUAUCACAUCAAUACUUAUAUUUCAAGUAUUAAAAUGAUAACAUAUCUUAAUAAUAUUAACAUAUUUCAUAUACUUUGACAAAGGUCGUCUAGCAGUGCCAAAUUAUGCCAAAGGCAAAGACACUUUAUAUUGUGGAUUGUUAUAAUUAAACAACAGUGCGUAAUUUAGUAUAGAAUUCCCAAUACUAUAUAUUCGAAUUCAUAUUUUAUUCUUUCUUCCAUCGCUAGAAACCGAAAUUUUGUAUGUUUUAUGCAAAUUGACGCGGCAAAUUCAAACAUUCAACGGAAUAUUUUCACACAUGACUCAAAUUCACUACAUUAUUUCGGAAUUAAAGUGCUUAAAUAGCAUCAAACAUGAAAAUAUUCUUACCUGUGAGAUCUGAAUAACAUUUUAAGAACUUUCGAAUGCCGUUUCCAUCGUUUGGGUUGAAAAUAUAAGGGAAAAUUUCCCUUCAAAUCCGUCCAUGUGCGAGUAAUUUGAAAUUGCAAUUUUAAAAUGACGCUAUCCCAUGAAGCUUUGCGCCCUCACACGUAAACUAGGUACCAGGCUUCCAGUCAAUGCGCGAUGAGAAAAUCAGAAAACAUAUUAAUAUCUCAUUGAAGAAAACAAAUGUACUGUGAAAUAAGUAUAUUAUUAAGCAAUUAUUAGAAAAUAUUCAAGAACAAAUUGCGCUUUAAAUAGUUGGCUUUUCUUACCAAACACAAAGACUACAAAAGUCGGUCCCAGAACAUAGGACACCCCCUCAAAUUUUUUUUUUAUGUGCGCCCCUGUCUCGUAUUAAUCGUCGCUGAACCUCCACCAAGCCUCUCUCGUCAGAUAUGAAACUAACCCGUGGACUUCAUAUUGCCAUGAACUUUUCCAUUUCCCUGAUACUUAUAUCUUUAUCUAAUGACAUUUCUACUAAUCUCGGUCCUGACUGCAGCAUUUCUACAUCAUCACCUAAUGUGCGAGGACUUACCAAUCCUAGAUCCCGUUCUUCGUUUAAUGUUCUGUAUCAGAACGUCAGAAGUCUGAAGGCGAAUCAUCGUAACCCUACAACUAAUUGCGUCGUGAAUAAGCUUUCAUAUCUACAUGACAUUGUUUAUGGCAACAGUGUAGAUGUGAUUGCUUUGGUGGAGACUUGGCUCACUGUCAAUGUGCGUGAUGAUGAAAUCUUGCCUGUUGGAUACAAGCUAUUUCGGCGAGAUCGUCGAACUGGUAAACAGGGCGGUGGUGUUCUGCUUGCCGUAAAAGAUACAGUCAAAACUGAACCUUCUGGCUUCGUUUCAGACUCGUUGGAACUUGUAUCUCUGGUUAUUAUCUUCUCGUCUUGUAAAGUACUUGUUGCUGUCUGUUACCGUCCACCUGACUCCACUAAUGUUUUCCUAAAUGAACUAACCCGCUUUUUAAAAUUUGUCCAAGAAUCGCAAUUCAAAGAUGUUGUUCUAAUUGGCGACUUCAACUACCCUAAUGUCCAAUGGUCUAACGGUUCAGGUUUCUCUACUUCAGCUUCAGAAACUAGUUUCAUUGACAGCAUCACUGAGUUUAGUUAUCUGCAAUUGAUUAACUCACCUAUCCGCGGUAACAACCUCAUCGACCUGGUUUUAACUACAAAUGAACAUUUGACCGACAAGUUUGAAGUUACUGAUGACGACUCCAUCUCUCUACCCUCUGAUCACAAAGCUAUAUUUUUCGACCUAAAACUCCAUCAUCAACCUAAACAAUCCUCCGAACGUGUGGUCUAUAAUUAUGCUAAGGGUGAUUUCGUUGGCCUAUUUAACAGUCUAAGGAACACUCCACUAGUUGAUAUAGUCUUCAACGAAAGUAACAACGUUAAUCUUGCCUGGGCUAAGUGGAAGGAAGCUUUCCUUGCCGCUGUUGACCAUUUCAUCCCCAAAACAAAGCUCAAGCGUUCCUUUACACUAACCAUACAUCACCAAGGACUUACUUCACGCUAUUAAGAUGAAAGAGUCACUAAGAAGAAAGGCAAAGGCUAAGAACUCGCCUGAACUUUGGAAGAAAUUCCGCAAAACUCGGCAACACGUCAAGUGUUGGAUAAAUUCCAAGAAGAGAGAAUAUCUCUCUGGACUGUCCGAACAUGUGUAUAAUAACCCUAAAUCAUUCUGGAGAUUCUUUAAAUGUAAAUCCUCGAAAUCUUCGAUCCCUGACGUGAUGAAGUUGGAAGGUCAGAAACUUUUUUCUGCAAAGGAAAAAUCCGAUGGCUUUAACCAAUUUUUUACGUCAGUCUUCACCUCCGACACAAGUUCUUCACCUCUUUUCACUCCCUAUAGUUCAGCUUCUAACUCUCUUGACUCAUUAAAUGUAUCUGAAUCCGAUGUUCAGUCUUUGUUGUCCAAUUUGUCACCCUCUAAGGCUACUGGUCCAGAUGGUAUUCCAGCUUACCUUCUAAAGCGAUGUUCUGUGGUAAUUACCCCUUCUUUGACUGCUCUCUUUGAGUUAUCUCUUCAGCGGGGUGUUUUUCCUUCUGAAUGGAAAGCUGCUAAUUUCGUGCCUAUACCCAAAAAGGGUGACACUCAUGAGGUCACUAACUACAGACCAGUUUCCUUACUCUCUCAAGUCUCAAAAGUUCUCGAACGUUUAAUUUUCAGUCAGGUUUCUUCUUUUGUUGAAAAAUCCUUGUACGACCUUCAACAUGGCUUUCGCUGUAAAAGGUCGUGUGUUACUCAACUUUUGAGUGUACUUCACGACCUUGGUCGUACUCUUGACUCUGGAAAGGAAACAGACCUGAUUUAUCUCGACUUUGCUAAAGCGUUUGACUCGGAGUCCCAUAGCAAACUUUUGUUCAAACUUAAAUCGUUUGGAAUCUCAGGUCCACUUCUUAACUGGUUUGCUGAUUACCUUCGUGAUCGCAAACAGUGUGUUGUCGUUGAAGGAGCUUCCUCAUCUUUUCUUAAUGUUACCUCUGGGGUGCCACAAGGUAGUGUAAUAGGUCCACUUUUAUUUAUUCUUUAUGUAAAUGACCUUCCAGAGGUAACCAAUAAUAGUACCGUUGCACUUUUUGCUGAUGACAGCAAGUGUUAUCGUGCUAUACGAUCACCAGUUGAUCGUGGUCUCCUUCAGCUUGACCUGGACGCUAUGUCCAACUGGUCACUUAACUGGAAAAUGAAAUUUAAUGUCUCGAAGACGCUCCUACUUAAGAUAUCCCGCAAACGUAACCCUCCAACUCAUUGCUACUUUCUUAACAACGAUCCAGUUAAGAGCAUAGCUAACCAAAUAGACUUGGGUGUUGUUAUCAGCAAUGAACUAAAGUGGUCCCCUUACAACGCCAGCUGCACUGCAAAAGCCAAUCGUAUGCUUGGUUUUCUUCGUAGCAAUUGUACGCAAAUGUCUGAUAUUCGCUGCCGUAGGCUUCUUUAUCUUGCUCUCGUCCGAUCUCAUCUGUCAUAUGGUAGUGAGAUCUGGGCACCUCAAGGAUCGUCACGUGAUCUUGCGAUCAUCGAGGGUGUUCAAAGACGAGCUAGUAAAUUUAUCCUUCAGGAUCUUCGGCCUAGAUAUCUCCUCUUUCGUCACUUUUUCUUCAAACAGCUCGUCUCACACCCGUUCAAGUUUGGACAACUUGCUUCAUGUUAAUCAUUGCAGGACUUCUCUCUUUAAGAACUCUUUUUUCAACCGAAUUGUCUUUCUCUGGAAUGACCUCUCUCCCACCAUUCGUAAUAGUUCAUCCGUUUCCUCCUUUAAAAACAGACUAACUGUUCAUUACUCUUCUCUACUUCAUUCAUCUUUCGAUGUAAACAGAAUGCGCACUUGGAAAACAUUCUGUUCUAAGUGCCGCUCUUUCAACUUAAGCUGUUGUUCGUAAUUCGUCAUGUUUUCUGUAAAUUGUAUAUUUGUUCUCGCCUUUGAUUUAUGUUUGUUAUAGUUUGUUUUCAUUAAGGUUGGUCUUCACAUGGGGAUAUUCAUGUCCUGUUGACCAUACCAUCAACCAUAUUAUGUAGUGGUUUAAUCUAUUUUAUGUUUGGUUGUAAAGUUAAUAAAUAAAUAAAUAAAUAAUAAAUAAACAAUGCUAACACGAUAUUGUUGGGAGAACAUUAAAUACAGCCAUAACCAAGGUCGCGUGACUGCCAACUCUCAUGCACUCUCAUCCUCGUUCCAUGCGUAACAUUAGCUGAAUUGAUAUUAGAAGACGGAUUUCCGUCUAAGACGGGAAACUCGUCUUAGACGAGAAACUCGUCUUGAUAUAAAUUCGGUUAACGACGGGCUUUCCGUCUCAACUUUUCCGUCUAACUUUACCGUCUGAACGACGGGAAAGUUAGACGAGUUUCUCGUCUUAGACGAAAUCCGUCUUCAAUCCGUCUUAAAUUUAUGUCAGACGAAUAAAUCAAGACGGGUUUCUGCUCGCAACGUUCAAAAGAGAAAGGGAUGAAGGGUCUCCUAUUUUUUCGGGUUUAUCCGUUCGAUGGUUUUCGUUUCAUACUUAUACCAGACGGAAAUCCGUCACACGAGUUUCCCGUCUUAUACUGAAAUCCGUCUUCUAAUAUGAAUUCAGCUAAUGAUUUUAUUUUAUUUUAUUUUACAAUCUUUGUCAGAUAAAUGACAGGUUAUAUACCCUCAGAACUGAACACUCCUUUACUGUAACCUUAACUAUUUAUACAGAAUACAUAUAAGUUCCGAUUGUAAUCUAGAAAGCAAGAUUGAUAUUGAUGGUUGUAAUUUAUUACCAAAACGUGAAUAAAAAGGCAAAUAGAAUUAAUGAAGCAUAUCUUCAAUCACCAGAAUAAUAUCGUCUCACCGCUCCGCUUACAAAACUGCCGUUAGAGGAACACCCUGUUUUUGAGAAAGAUUCCAAGUUUAGAAUUGCACAAUCUUUAAAAAGGCUGAACUGGCCUUGACAACAUCCCGAUUUGAUUACUGAGAGAAUUUAGCAAACUAAUAGCAUUUCCUAUAACGCAGAUAAUUAAAUUAUCCUAUAAUUAUCUUCAGCAAGUAUUACCACUAAAUAUCUGGAAAAUGACCAAUGUGUUCCCUUUGCUUAAACUGAAGGUCGUUACAGAUUUAACUAGGGCCUUUAGACCAAUAAUUUUGUUGCAUUGUGGUUCCUUAUGUAAAACCGGCAAUUGUCGUUAGAUCGAACCAAUAUGGUGUGGUACCGAAGUCGUCCACAACCCAAGCGCUUAUAAAUAUGAUACAUUGGUCCAUUGUAACCGAUGGGAAUGGAAGCAAAAUACGGACAAUUUUAUUUGAUUAUUGCAAAGCUUACAUUCGAGUACAUUGACUAUACAAGAUAAUGAUUGAAAAGCUAUGUAAACUUGGUUUACUCCAUAGCGUGACUGAGUCAUCGAUUUCCUAACGGUCAUAUAUCAACGAGUUAAACUAGCAAAUGAGCAUGCUUUUCUGAAUGGGGGACGGUGCGUUAUGGUGUUCCUCAGGAAACGAAAUUGGGACCAUGGCUCUUUAUAUUAUGAUGAUCAAUGAUAGAUCUAAAAAUCUAAAAAUAAUGCACCGUUUAUUAUAUUCUCAUCAAUAUUUAUAAUAUUUGAAUUUUGGGAUAGGUAAUAGGACCUCUACAUGCGUCUUGGACCUGUGGUUUACUUAUAUUUUAUAAUCAUUAUUCAUCCAAUGGAUUUCUUAUAUUUUCGACGGGGUCUUGAAAUAGACCAUCUCGUGAAAUAUUGUGUAAAAGGUGCACGCGUGUAAUGCGUGCGUUGUUUUGUGUAUUUUUAUGUAAAUCCAUUGUAGAAAUAUUGUAAUUGAAGUUAGCGUGUAUUGUAUGUAAAGUUAUUACUUGGUAAUUGAUAGGUGUGAUUUGAUGAUGCACAUGAAUUUAUCACAGGGCCGGAUUUGACCAUACUGUGAUAUUGAUAUAUUCAUGUGCAUCAUCAAAUCACACCUGUCAAUUACCAAGUAAUAACUUUCCAUACAAUACACGCUAACUUCAAUUACGAUAUUUCUACAAUGGAUUUACAUAAAAAUACACAAAACAACGCACGCAUUACACGCGUGCACCUUUUACACAAUAUUUCACGGGAUGGUCUAUUUCAAGACCCCGUCGAAAAUAUAAGAAAUCCAUUAAAUGAAUAAUGAUUAUAAAAUAUAAGUAAACUACAGGUCCAAGACGCAUGUAGAGGUCCUAUUACCUAUCCCAAAAUUCAAAUAUUUUGAAAUAAUUUUGUCAUAAUCCAAGAAAGAGAACACUUGCUCAUAUAUUAUUUUCUCUAUAUUUUUUUUCUAUUGUUUGACUGAAGUUUGUUUGUGUUUGUCUGGAAGAGUUUGUAUAAAUAUCGCGAAAUGAGAUUAAAAUUCGUGCUUUCCCUUUAGCGAUUGUUCGUCACAAACGACAUGACUGAUACAAGUCGAAUUGUUGAAACCAUAUUUCAAAGUCAUAUGCAUGCAAAUUUGUCAGGAAGUAUGCUAAACUAAGCAUGACCGGUCGUUAAUAAAUUAGCACAGGUCAUAUGACGGGCUGUGUAACCUUUCCAAAAAUAGAUGAAUUUCGACCUUUGCUUGAUGUUAGUCACGGGAUUGCGUAUAAUUCUUUUGUAUAUAAUCGAUAGAAACGAAUAUAGCCGCCUUAUAUUCUGCAGCUACAAUACAGGUCUAUUGAUUCAACUGCCAAUUUUCUCAUCAGACAGAAUAUAGUAAAGUCGUCGUUCAAUAAAGUAAGUAUUGUAUUUCAAAACUCAUUAAGUUUAUCUUCAAAAGUGCAGGAGGCACAAAAGAUAUAUGUUUCACAUAAUCUCAGUUAAUACUUGACGAACAUAUCUUGUAGCCGUUUUCAAAGAUCAAAAUGUAUUUUGCUGAACCUAUAAAUGUUUGGUUUUAACUUUCUUCAAUGAUUCGAAUUAAUGAUUAAACUUUUUGGAAGUAAAUUGACCAUUUGGCUACAUCUCCUUUGGUUGACGUAUAAUGCAUGAUUUUGGAUACUUUAUUUAUAGUCCUCUACUUCUUUGUACAAAUCAAUAAUGAAAUGUUGCGCCGGGCUAGAAAACGUAUACCGUUCAAUGAAGUCAAGCCGAAUACCUAUCUGAUACCUAAUGAACAUUGAGUGUUGGUUAUAUAACUUACUCUACGUAUUUUGUCGUGUCCAUUGGCAUUGGCGCAGGUUUUAUGAAAAUGUUAUUUUCUCUCCGAAGCAGUUUAGAUGUAUAGCUAGUACAACUGCUACUGGAAUGAUAAAUUAACACGAAGCGAAAUCUCUGUCAAACGAGAAUGAGUGUUAAUGAGAGUUCUUUGGCAGCCACGCAUUUUUACAGGGGAAAUUUCAAGCUCUAAAUUAACAAAGUUCAUGAGUGUUUCAACAAUGCUAACACGAUAUUGUUGGGAGAACAUUAAAUACAGCCAUAACCAAGGUCGCGUGACUGCCAUCUCUCAUGCACUCUCAACCUCGUUCCAUGCGUAACAUUGAUUUGAUUUGAUUUGAUUUUACAAUCUUUGUCAGAUAAAUGACAAGUUAUAUACCCUCAGAACUGAACACUCCUUUAUUGUAACCUUAACUAUUUAUACAGAAUACAUAGAAGUUCCGAUUGUAAUCUAGAAAGCAAGAUUGAUAUUGAUGGUUUUAAUUUAUUACCAAAACAUCUUCAAUCACAAGAAUAAUAUCGUGUCACCGCUCCGCUUACAAAACUGCCGUUAGAGGAACACCCUGUUUUUGAGCAAGUUUCCAAGUUUAGAAUUGCACAAUCGUUAAAAAGACUGACAAGCCUUGACAACAUCCCGAAUUGGUUACUGAGAGAAUUUAGCGAACUAAUAGCAUUUCCUAUAAUGCAGAUUAUUAAAGCGGCAAUCGAUAUCUUCAGCAAAUAUUACCACUAAAUAUCUGGAAAAUGGCCAAUGUGUCUCCUUUGGUUAAACUGAAGGUCGUUACAGAUUUAACUAUAGGGCCGUUAGACCAAUUAUUCUCGCAACGUAUGCUUUCAAAUUAGCUGAAGAUUUUGUUGUGGUUCCUUAUGUGAAACCGGCAAUUCUGAAAGUCGUUGGAUCGAACCAAUAUGGUGUGGUACCGAAAUCGUCCACAACCCAAUAUCUAUAUAUGAUAUAAAACAUUGGUCCAUUGUAACCGACGGGAAUGGAAGCAAAAUACGGAGAAUUUUAUUUGAUUAUCGCAAAGCAUUCGAGUACAUUGUCUAUACAAGAUAAUGAUUGAGAAGCUAUGUAAGAUUGGUUUACCCCAUAGCGUGACUAACUGAGUCAUCGAGUUUCUAACGGACAUGCAGACAUCAAGGUUUCAUGAAAAUGUUAUUUUCUCUCGUCCGAAGCAUUUUAGAUGUAUAGCUAGUACAACUGCUACUGGAUCAACACAGUAGGUAAUGUUGGAGAGUUAUGGAUGAAGAAUUAGUUAGCGCGGACUUCUUCCUCGCCCUCCGCUCGGCUCUCCGCACCAUGCAUGGACGCUCAGAAUGAUAAAUUAACACGAAGCGAAAUCUCUGUCAAACGAGAAUGAGUGUUAAUGAGAGUUCUUUGGCAACCACGCAUUUUUACAUGGGAAAUUUCAAGCUCUAAAUUAACAAAGUUCAUGAGUGUUUUAACAAUGCUAACACGAUAUUGUUGGGAGAACAUCAAAUACAGCCAUAACCAAGGUCGCGUGACUGCCAACUCUCAUAUAUGCACUCUCAUCCUCGUUCCAUACGUAACAUUGAUUUUAUUUUAUUUUAUUUUACAAUCUUUGUCAGAUAAAUGACAGGUUAUAUACCCUCAGAGCUGAACACUCCUUUACGGAUAACCUUAACUAUUUAUACAGAAUACAUACAGUUGUAUAAUUUCCGAUGGUAAUCUAGCAAGCAAGAUUGAUAUUGAUGGUUUUAAUUUAUUACCAAAACGUGAAAAUGCAAAUAGAAUUAAUGAAGCAUAUCUUCAAUCACAACAAUAAUAUCGUGUCACCGCUCCGCUUACAAAACUGCCGUUAGAGGAACACGCUGUUUUUCUGUAAGUUUCCAAGAUUAGAAUUACACAAUCGUUAGAAAGACUUAGCAAGUCUUGACAACAUCCCGAAUUUGUUUACUGAGAGAAUUUAGCGAACUAAUAGCAUUUCCUAUAAUGCAGAUUAUUAAAGCAUCCCAUAUCGUCAGCAAAUAUUACCAAAUAUCUGGAAAAUGGUUAAUGUGUCUCCUUUGCCUAAAUUGAAAGUUGUACGUUGCAGAUUUACUAGGUCCUUCAGAACAAUUAUCCUCGCAACGUAUGCUUAGCUUUCAAAUUAGCUGAAGAUUUUGUUGUGGCUGCUUACGUGAAACCGGCAAUUCUGAAAGUCGUAGGAUCGAACCAAUAUGGUAAAGUACCAAAAUUGUCCAGAAUUCAAGCGCUUAUAGAUAUGAUACAAUGGUCCAUUGGAACCGACAGGAAUGGAAGCAUUUUUUGGUGACCCCCUCCCCCCGCUCGCCAACAAUUUUGGGGAGAAAUAUUAAUGUUUAGUUUGCCUGUUCGGGCAAACUAUACUGUGCCCCCAAACAAGAUCAGGUUCGUACGUACAUGCAAAAUACGGACAAUUUUAUUUGAUUAUCGCAAAGCAUUCGAGUACAUCGACGACAAGAUAAUGAUUAAGAAGUUAUGUAAACCUGGUUUACCCCAUAGCGUGACUAACUGUGUCAUCGAUUUUCUAACGGAUAGACAUCAUAUCGAAAUACGAGCAUGCAUUUGUGAAUGGAGGACGGUGUCUUAUGGUGUCCCUCAGUAAACGUAAUUGGACCAUGGCUCUUUAUUAUGAUGAUCAAUGACAGAUCUGAAAAUCUAAAAAUAAUAUGCCAUUUAUUAAUAAUGUUCCCUUGUCAAUAUUUAGUUGCCAUUGAUUCACUGAUUUUAAAAGGGAAGUUUCUAUGUGGAGUGCCCCGGACGGACGUCCGACUGUUGCAAUUGGUUUGAUAUAAUUUUGUUAUAAUCCACGAAAGUGAGCACUUGCUCGUAUAUUAUGUUCUCUAAAAUGUUUUCUAUUGUUUGACUGAAGUUUGUUUGUGUUUGUGUGUUCGUGUGUUCGUGUGUUCGUGUUCGUGUUCUAUAACAAACGUACUUGCAGGGAGGUGAGUCCGGGAUUGGACGCACCGAGGGUGGCUGGAAGUUUCCCGAACUUACCGAGCGAAGCGAGGUGAGUUCGGGAAACUUCCAGCCACCCAAGGUGCGUCCAAUCCCGGACUCACCGAACCUGCAAGUACGUUUGGUUUUUAUCCCAUACGCCGAGCCAUACACACAUUUGUAGCUCUUCGCGAUAUAUUCGUCGAUGUUUUGUGAACAUUUUCCCGCCCAAAAAAAUCACUGGGCAAGAAAAUACUUCUUUAUCUACGUCUACAUUACCUUUACUGCAUUUUUUCUUUGGUUUUUCUUCAGUCUCAGUAUGUUAGUCACCGAAAAAAGUUCUUUAAAGUUUAGGUUUAUCGGCUAAAUCUUGUCCGCCAUAUUUGUUAUUGUUAUUGCAACGUAAGCAGUUUAGCAGGUGAGUUCGGGCGAAAAGCAGGUGAGCUCGGCAAAAAGCAGGUGAGCUCGACGACAAGCUCACCUGCUCUAAACCAAUCAGAAAGCCGCUUUUAACACAGGUAUGGGAUAAGUGUGGAAGCGUCCGUAUAAAUAUCGCGAAAUGGAAUUACAAUUCGUGCUUUUCGCUUUAGCGAUUGUUCGUCACAAACGACAUGAUACAAGUUGAAUUAUUGAAACCAUAUUUCAAAUCCUAUACAUGAAGUUUGUCAGGAAGUGUGAUAAACUAUGCGUGACCGGUCGUUGACGAGUGAGCUCACUAGUUCAUAUGACGGACUGUCUAAAUUUCCCGAAAAUAGAUGCAUGGGAUUGGCGGAUUGCAUAAUCCUUUCGUAUAUAUAAUCCAUAAAAACGAAUACAGCUAUUUCAUUUAAGGUUGUCCAUGCAUGCAUAAGCAAAGCGAAAAGUCGAAUACGAGCGCGAAAUUACAUGUAGGCUGCUGGGAAUCGCUAAUAAAUUAAUGAAUUUUCAAAGCGGUUCCCAGCAGCCUUUUACGCUCGUAUUCGACUUUUCCGCUUUGCUUUUGGACAUCCUUAAUUAAUUGAAAUACCUAUGUGAUACCUAAUAAACAUUGAGUGUUGGCUAUACCUUACCCUAUAUAUUUUGUUGUGUCCAUUGGCAUUGGCGCAGGUUUUAUGAAAUGACGUUAUUUUCUCUCCGGGACAGUCAGAUGUAUGUUGCUUCUGGAUCAACACUUAGGGGUAAUGUAGCAGAGUUUUACACACAAAGAGAGGUAGAUGAGUGUGUAUUUCUUCCCCGCCCUCGGCACCAUCCAUCAACGCUGGGAAUGAUAGAUUAACACAAGAAGCCAAGUCCCUAUCAAAUGUGGAUGAGUGUUGGUGAGAGUUCAUUGGCAGUCAACAAUUGUUACGAGGGCCGACAUUUCCAGCUCUAAGUUAAUUUAAGAAGUUUCAUGAGUGUUCCAACAAUGUUUUAACUAAAAUAAAAUAGAAUAUAAGAUAUUGUAUAUAAGUUCGUAAUAAACUCCAGACCGAUUAAGAUUCCUCUCGUAGGAUUGGCGGAUUGCUCUCGUAACUUCUAUCACUUUCCUCACUAGAUGCUGUAUGUCUUAGGCUUGUGGUAUUUUGCCUCCGCCCAGACUUGCCUUCCUGUAAUAUCAUUGCCUGGAGGAGUCUGCACACGACGUACAAGGGGCUUUGCAUAUAGCACAUCUUCAGUGAUUUUGAUAGAUUUACACAUGUAGCAACCAAGGUCGUGACUAUUGAUAUUGUUACGAAACAACAAGACAGUUGCCAAUAAACAUGGUUUGUUUCCGCUUGACUAAACCAUACAGACCUUGUAUAGCGCAAUGGUUAAAGCGUCUGUCCAGUUACGUUGUCCGAUUCCCGUUAGAGUACAGACGUUUUUUCAGAGAUGAUAUAGCUUGAUACGCAUACACAUUAAAAAUCAUAUAUUAUCACAAGCGAUACCACAACAGCAUUAUGCCGUAUUUAAAAACGAAAAAAAGCGAGUUGUUUUAUGGGUUCAUUGGCCGCGCAGAGUAAUUUAAAAAUCAACGUUGUCUAAGCCGAGAAAAUCAAAGUUAAAGUUUAUGUAAAUUAAUAUGAUUUUUUAUCACAUGUAUAAAAUUAAUAGGAAGUUUAAAAGUCGUGUUUCCGGGAACGGCAAACGGCAGAUUCGAACUUUCUUCGCAAAGUUCCGUUAAACGUUUUCGUUUCAUAUUUUCUUUCUUGUGUCGAAAGAAUAGUCAUGCAUUGCAGUUUUAAAACAGCAAGUUCAUUUACUCUUUAUUGCCUGAUACCGUAAAAUUUUUCUUUGCGGCCGGCGUUUGCCGUUUGCCGUAUAACGCGAAGCUAAAACUUUCUAAUAUUCACUGUUGUGAUUUCCUUUGUCCUUUCCUCAUGCAUAUUCUCGCAUUAUAUGCCCAUACAUAGCCUCUCCUGAAAAGUUCGCCAGCUUAACUAUUUUUGAAAGCUUUCUGCAUGUGACAUACACGGCGUUGGUCAACAGUACUUUUAAUGUUGUUAUGGCAUGCACCUGGUCGCUCACAAGAGACUGCCCCUGCCACCGUUCUUAAUCUGCAUUUUAUAUUAUAUAUAUAUUUGUAUAGUAUAGGGUUGUUUUUUUUUUGGGGGGGGGCACUAUUACUAGUUUAAUAUUAGUUUAGGGUUUGCGCCCAGCAUGGCUCCCAUUCUCCCGUUUGCGCUAUCCCCUUUGGACGUAAAACUUGUAAAUAUUUCUACUAUUAAAUAAUACUGUGUCCAAUAAAGCUGAUAAAUAAAUAAAUGGAUACAAUAACCUAAACUCAUUGUUUGAGCUCGUUUGCAUUAGGUGUCACAGUAGUAUAGGAACUGAGGUUUCUAGACCAUUUUUUAUGCUAAUGAGCAUGAUCAGAUUUCCGACCAUUUUUCCGUGAACGAAAAUCCGUCUGGCUCAAUCUGAAUUUUUUAAUCAUGAUUUUAUUUUCUAGACCAUAUUGGUUUUCUAAGCGCUAGAUUUUCUAACAAAAUUAAAACGAUUCACUUCUCUUAAAUCUUCAAAUUUCAACUCCACCAAUCUCAUUCAAUUCCUUUAUUCCAAAGCCUAUUCAACAUCUUUUAUUUCACUCCUGAGGGUACACAAGGCAGGGGGCCCUUCCUGCUUAUUUACCCUUUAGGAUUAUUACUUUCUACUCUGUGGGAACUUCUCAGUCACUAUUUUUUAUAUUUUUGUUACCAUAAGCAUAACUGGUAACUCCAUCCUCCAAGAUAUACCUUUUAUCAUCAAAGCAACUUAGAGUGACCUUCCUCAUUUCGUAAGUUCCAAUUGUAUGCUUGAUGCUCCUAAUUGUGUUCAUAUUAUGUCUCAUCCUACCUUUCGUACUAAUUACAUUCUUGAAGUUCUCAUGAGUGAGCUUAUUUCUGAUGACAUACUUUUUAACUCCUUUAGCUGUCAUUCCACCUCCACCGUUUUCCUUCACAUAUGAGUACAUCUUUGACCUUAACCCAACAAACUCAAUUAUGGGUACUCCUUCAGCUUCGUCCUUAAACUUACCUAUGACCUUCUUGUUAUGAGUUGAGUAAUAUGGAGAAUCUUUUGGAUAAUCUGAAUUAUCCCAGCAGUCUUGCUCUUCACCGAUCCUCUUGAAGUCCUCGUAAACAUCAUCAGUCUUUAUUUCAUACAUCAAGCUGUCAGUAUCAGUGAACAGUAGCCUUGACCUGUUACCGUACUCCUUCUUGAUUGUGUUGUAGUGGAAAUCAUACAUUAAAGUCUUGGAUAAGUCUAAGAUGCUCAUUCCUACAUAGCACGGUUUAUUUAGCGUUAGAACUUCCUUCAUUCUUUUUACAACUAUAAGGUUCUCAUUCAUAAUUCGGUGUGACUGGAAGCACGGUAAUGCUGUCAGUUUUAGGAGGUCGUCUUUUGAGGACACUAAUUUUACAUCAACUCUUUUUCUUAGAUUUUCCAUUGUUUUUCCAUAGAUUGAAUUAUUCAUUAACUUGAAGAAGUUCUUUUCGAACGUGUUACGAGCUACUGAUCUUUUCUUCGUAUUGAAGUCAAUAUAGUUCUUAAGCCAGGGAGACUGUUUAAAUGUAACCGCUCUAUGAACCUUUGUGAGUUUCAUUCCAAGGUCUGUAUAGAGUUUCAGAUUACGUACAUGUAAGACGUAGUUUUUCCUGGGUCCUAGUGAGUUUACCAGUUUUCUUACUCCUCCAAUUGUCAGCUGGAAUUUCUCAGCAAUACUCUUAGCGUAAUCUGACAACAUUGAAGAACUAAUUUCUUUGCUCGCUGGUGCUAGAGGAUAACCGUUAUGUUCAUCGUGAAGUUCUUUGGGAUAUUCCAUGUCAACCUCUAAAACCAUCCCUCUUUCGUUGUCUCCUAAGUAAUCAUCUAGAUUCAUACCAUCAACUUCCUUAACCCACUCGAACUCUCCAUUAGGUAGUGGUUGUGACAUCGCCCAACCAUAUAAAUUGUUAGCGUCGAGGUACAUAAGGUACUUGUUUUCAGACGACUCAUCGUACGUCUCCAUGUACUUAUUAUUAGCUGUUGAGUGUCUGUGGGCAAUAUGACUUAUACCACCUCUCAUUCCUUUCUCGAAGAACUGAAACAUGUCCAUAUCACUUACAAGUUCUAUUUCCUCACCUGACUGUUUCAAGAAGGCGUCCCAACUUAGACUAGGUGCUGACAUGUAAUGUGCAGGGUCAAGUUUGUAAUUUUCCAGACAUGUUCUCCUGAAGUUUUCAAAUACAUCGGCUAACAAAAGAACGUCAGUCUCUAGGUAGAGAUCGUGGUAGUCUCUCAUGGUUUUCAUCCCAAAGUGAUCCCAUACUUUCCUAGCUCUUUGGUAAUCUUCUUCCUUCACCUCUGACUCAUACAGUGAUGAGUAAAACUUAUCUCUACUAGGAAGACCCUCUGUAUUGAGUUUACUAAUGUCAUCCAGAAAUUCAUAUGGAAAGACUCCUUUUUGUGUUACUAAAUUGAAGUCCUCACCCUUCCACCUCUUACCUACUAUUUUAAAGUCCUCAGGUGAAAGGUUACUCACCAGUGCUUCUAGUGAAGAAGCCAUAAACUGUAUAGAGUCUAUGAAGACAAGAUUUUUACCCAGUGAAAAUGAAAUAUAUUUUUCCAUAUUAUUUGGGAUCACGUUAAUGUUCAUCUUGAACUUACCAAUUUCCUGCAUUAUUAGAUGACUAUCAUAACCUCUCAGAUUGUGGAAGACCACAGGUACUUUCCAUGUAAUUCUGUAUUUCAGGUUGCAUAUAUUAUGAGCAGCUCCACGGUACAUUCCUGUUACAUGAUCAUGGUCCCUUACCCUGUCCUCACCAAGAUCGUUACCACAUAUUGAACAGUUUCUUACCUUCCAGAACUCAGCUUCUUCUUCAGGUGUAAUUACCAUCUUUUUCUUGAAUAUAUUGUUAACCAUCUCUCUACAUCUGAAGGACUCUUUCAAUACAGUCUUCAGGAAUACCACUGCAGCAUCCUUUCCAACGUAACUCUUAUACUCACCAGAGUACUUAUCAUUAUAAUGGCAGACAGUCUUCAAACCAAAACUACAAGCCUUGUGUGUCUGGUAAAGGUCUGUACUACUUUUGUCCUCAGGGUUUUCUGACUCCACUUUUCUCUCCUCUGGUACUAGUAUGGACUCAAAAUCAGCGUAUAUUACAAACGGUACAGGCAUUGAGUUCCUGUGAUUUUUGAACUUUAUUUUAGUACCUUCCUUGGGAAGCUUUACAGCCUGAGUUCCAUUUACCUCGAUGCACGUCUCCCUAUGUUUUUCCAGUACCUCUUUGCUCACACAACUAUGAAGACAGUGUAGACAGAAGUGCUUUUUAUUUGUAUGUUUACUUACGCUGAAGAGCAUUCUGUUUACAUCCUUUAUGAGAACGUAAUGGUUGUUACCUUCACUAUCACCCAGGAGUAGAAGCUCCAUAUGCUCAUCAUGUUUAGCCUUAGAGUUCCUUAUGGGGUAGAACUGUUUCUUAACCACUGUAACCGAACACCGAUAUGUUGAUACUGUUUUUCCUCUCAAUCUUGUCAAUAUCGCUGAUCUUCACAGGGAAGUCUAUACCGUCGUAGUCCAGGUUCGUUGUGAAUUCCCUAUCUUUCCGUGUGAUAGUCGUUGCUCUUCUAGCCUUAGGUCUCAGAUGUCUUACAUGACUCCACAGGAAACAUAGGUUGUCGUUGUUCUUCAUAUUGAUUAGCCCACACUUUGGAUUACUAAUGUCCCCAGGAAGUUUCAUAUAUGAACUACCCUUCAGAGGUUUGUACAUUGCAAUGUUCACGUAAUGGCUCUCAAUAUUGAGAAUAAUCCAAUUUGAACCUAAGUUUUGGAAUGUUUCAAUUCUAGACAAAAUUGUCAGUUGGUUUUGAGCAGCUGUACUUUCAAUAUUCUCGAAGUUAGUUGCGGUGCCAGUUUUGGACUUGAAGUAGAUUGAGUCCUUCUUUGUUUUACCGUUACCUAUCUCCUUCGACAUUCUCACCUUUAUUGUCUCCGUGUACUUCAACCCUCCCAUUCUCUUCAAUUCAUUCACAAGUAUUCCUCUCACUACCUGUCUACUUGCAGUUAACUGAUUUAGGGGGUCCAUAUAAUGAGGAGUUAUUGAGUAAGUUACAGCAGCUCCAUUUGCGGCUGUUUCAAUUUUUCUGUGGAAUGGCUUUUCAAGGUAAGUUCCAAAUGGGUCUAUUUCGUGUUCCUCUGGUGUAACCACUAUAGGCUGCUCCUUGACUUCCCUUGACACCUUUACAGGCUUACGGACCUUAGGAGGAGACACUGGUUUUGUAGUCCUUGGUUUCGGUACAGGUCUUUCCUUGGGAAGUACCGUUCUGGGUUUCGGUACAGGUCUUUCCCUAGGAGGAAGUCUAGUUCUGGGUUUAGGUGUCGGUCUCCAUGGAGCUACACCCUUAGGCACUUCAGGAGCUUUCCUUGUGGGUUUCUUACACACUGAUCGUAAACUUACCUGGACCUGUUGGAGUUAUAAUACUGUUUGCAGGCACCGAGAGUUUUAUCCUAUUUUGACUCAGGAAUCUUUUCGCGACAGUUUGCCUUCUAACCUUAGGCUUUUGUUGUAUAAGCCUUAGACUUUGGUGGUCUACCUCUCCUUUUAGGAACCUUAACUUCACCCAUCAACCUUAGGCUUUGGUGGUCUACCUCUUCGGACGCUUAGGAUUCCUCUCAUUUUCGAUUCUCCUAAUUUCCGCAUUCACCUGAGGAUCGUCUGUGCGCCAUCUACCUCCCAUUGUUGGUGGUUUUUAGGAACCUUAACUUCACCAUCAGCCUUAGACUUUGGUGGUCUACCUCUCCUUUUAGGAACCUUAACUUCACCAUCAACCUUAGGCUUUGGUGGUCUACCUCUAGGACGCUUAGGAUUCCUCUCAUUUUCGAUUCUCCUAAUUUCCGCAUUCACCUGAGGAUCGUCUGUGCGCCAUCUACCUCCCAUUGUUGGUGGUAACCCCUUAACUCCCCUUGCUAGUAGACUUUGGUAUGCCUCCUCUACAAGUAAGGCCUUAGCCUUCUGUCUUUCAGAGUACUUCCAUGUUGGCAUAAUUCCUCUUCUACCCUUAUAGUUCAAAGGAAGACGUCUUGGUUUCUUUACCUCCAUAUCACGGUCAACUUCAUCUACGAAUUGUCUUUCUCCUUCAAAGGGACUUUUGCCCUUAUCAUCAGGUGCAAUCCUGUAGGUUUUGUCCUCCAUGAUGUUCUCUUUCAUCAAUCUCGUUAUCACUGUCUAUGAUACUAUUGAGAGCCAUAAGCUGUUCUACGCUGAAUUCGUUCAUGUCAAAAUAACUCGCCAUAUUUUUCAACUGUUCCUCUAUACUAUAUAUGUAAAAAUAAAUUUGGCUAUUUAAUUGUUAAUUUAUUUAGAAUUUAUUUUUAAUUUAUUCUUUAGGUUAAUUUAUUAUAUUAAUAUUUCUUUAAGUCUUUUAUUUAAUUUAUUAUAUUAAUAUUUCUUUAAGUCUUUUAUUUAAUUUAUUAUAUUAAUAUUUCUUUAAGUCUUUUAUUUAAUUUAUUAUAUUAAUAUUUCUUUAAGUCUUUUAUUUAAUUUAUUAUAUUGAUAUUUCUUUAAGUAUUUUAUUUAAUUUAUUAUAUUAAUAUUUCUUUAAGUAUUUUAUUUAGUUUAUUGUAUUAAUAUUUCUUUAAGUAUUUUAUUUAAUUUAUUAUAUUAGUAUUUCUUUAAGUGUUUUUACUUUUCCAGUUAUCAUAAUAUUUACACUUCUCAGGUUUCCAUCCAAGCUCAACAAAAACUUUCCCAUACAAUCUGUCCUCAAGGAUGUCCACUAUCCUUUGAGUCUUAAUAUCCUCAGGAGGGUUUCUUAAGGUGAUACCAUUCAUGCUGGCUAUCCUCAGCAGGUAAAACUUGUAUCUAACUAUAUUGCGCCCCCUUUGCAGUCUAAGUCUUUGUAUACAUCUUACAAUGCUUCUAAACUGCUCCCUUAUGGUGUCCCUAUCCCUAGAAGCAACAUGUUCGAACAAGUGUCUCUCAAACCAACGGACUCUAUUAUGACAAGACUUCUUUUUCAGGUAGUCAUCCUUGUUGUAGUUGUGACUAACGUAGUAUGUGAAGUUAUUCAUAUCACUUGUACCACACUGUGUGCAUGUAUCUGCUCCAUCUAUCAUUACAAUAGACUUACUUCCACAUUCGCUACAUACUGGAUCAUAUGUGUGUUUUAUCUUUAUUCUACUCUCUACGUGCUUCCUCACAGCAGCCUCUAACUCUUCCAGUGUAUUUACCUUCCUACCUACACGUUCUAUUUCAUCAGGUGUUACCAUCUCCAACUAGUCCAUUUCCCUAUACUAUUAGUGUGAAAAUUUUUUGCGGCAUUUUCUAUAGCAUUAAAUAAGCUGCCCCUCCAACCACCCCACCUGUAAUUAAACCAAAGAUUGCCAUAUAUUCUUCCAUCUCAGGGCUAGGUUUGUAGUGAUUACUUAAUUGCGGCUUCCUUGGCAUAGCCUUACGUGUUAACUCAUUGAUUCUUCUAACGAGUUCCAGUGACUGGUUUGUUGACUUAAUAUCCCUAUUUGCAUCAAUUAGUUCUGACUUUAGUCGAGCUAUUCUAUUUCUCCUAUCGGUGACCUCUUCGAGAUACUUUUCUCUUUCAGCUGUUAGAUUCUCCAUUGCAAGGUUAUGUCUAUGAGCUUCAGCAGCGAAUCCAUUCUUGUCAAACAUUUUAAAUAAGAAUCCUGCUCCUGCAUGCAAAUGCAAAUGCGUUAAAGAGUCCUCCUGCUACUGCUCCCGCCAUUGUAUAGUUUUACCUAGGUUUUGAAUGGAUCAUCUGGUAGAUACUUCUUUUCUUUCAAGUAAGAGACCAGUAGAGAUGAAAGACUAACUGAAAUAGCUAACUUCGCCAUUCCUUUUACAUUCUCUGGGGUACCUAACGGUUCUUUUAAUAGUUUCUUUGAUGCCAUUGAUAUACCAACUGCUCCUGCUGUAAGUAACACUGCGUUGUACACUUCCAUAGUCAUCUUUGAUUCUUUACUCAUCUUGCUAUAAUAUAUGGUAUGUUUAAUGUAUCAUUCAAGUGAAUCUAACUUGGACUCAUCAGCUUUCUUAGUUACUUCUACAGUUUUAUGGAUGUACUCAGGUUCUAGUUCUUUAGUUUCCCUCUGAUGUGUCUUAUAUGCUAGCACAAGAGAUAUCAGUGCAAUGGCCACUCCUAUGUAGGUGAUUAUACUAUCACUAGAUGACUCCUUUGGUUCUUCAAGUUUCUUUUUUCUCUCCUUUGCUAUCUUACUGAUUGCAGCUAGUCGCUUUCCAGCAGCUACUCUCUUAGGGUCCUUCUUCUUUUCACUUGUUAUGGGUACUUGAAUUUGCUCAGGUUUAUCUUCCAUUCUACUUGUAAGAUACCUUAGGUUUAACUGGGUUUUAUCUUAUGAGGUAUCUUAAAUUCUACUUGUGAGAUAACUUAAAUUUACUUGUGAGAUGUCUUAAAUUUACUUGUAAGAUAACUUAAAUCUACUGGUGAGAUAACUGGUGAGAUAACUUAAAUUUACUUGUGAGAUGUCUCAAUUCUACUUACAAGGUAACUUAAAUUUACUUGUGAGGUAACUUAGAUCUACUGGUGAGAUGUCCUGAACUAAUACUUACCUGACCUAAACCUUGGUCUGUACAACUUAUAGUCACAAUCUGCGGUUUUCACUGCGGUCUUUCUCACAACAUUCUUAAGUUGAAAGUACUCAUUAAUUCUAAUACAGAUUUUUAGUACAUCAUCAGAUAUUAAUGUUGCGUAUCCUAUUUCCCUUAGUUUCUUAAGCCAUUCUUCCUGCUUCGCACUUGUAAUCCCGGUGCCCUUAGGAGACUUAAAUUCAAUGGCGAAUCCUUUAUACUUCCCCUUAGGAUUCUCUAUUAUAAGAUCUGGUUGACCACCCUUAUAUCCCUUCUUCCAGGCAUCACAUCUCUUUGACACCGUAUCCUGGUACUCACCAAGACCCGGUAUUAUUACAGCCUCAGGGUGGUUGUUCCUUAUGUAACUCACAACUGUAUGAUGAAGGUCCGUUUCGUUUAUGAGGAUCAUUUGGUUAUAUCUGAGUGACCUUCUAUCUAGUAAUUCAUACGAUCCAGUUUUACGGAUAGAUGGAAGGACUUCCCUGAAUACCCAAUCCUGAAACGCUUCCGCUACUGGGAGUCUUGAGUUGAAUAUUAGUUGGUACAAACCAGGUUCUCUUAGGAAAACUGAAUUUGGUUGACCAUCUAGGGUGGGACCCAAAUUGGGUCCCCCCCUAAGUUCUCCAAGUGUUGUCUUGUUUGGCUUCCAUACAUGAGUUUGAAUAGCUUUUUUCGUAUUCGAGUAUCCUAGGGAUUCGGCCACAUCCUUUGCGUAAAACAGUAUCUCCUCACCAUUACUAACAGUUCUUACACUAACAUUCAACUUCCGGUUCCUGAAUAGUUUUUCCAUCUUUCUCUAUAUUACAUAUGUAAAAAUUUUUGGGCCUAUUUUAUAAGACAUUUAUGAAGCAGCAUUCCCUCUACCCACUCAGCUACUCCUCGUUAAUGUUUGCUUCCUGGUUUAAAAAUAUUACAUUUCAUUUAGUUUCUUGUAUAUCUUUACAACUGUUUUAAUCACGUCAGCCUUGAACGUCUGGUGGUCAUGUUGGAGUGGUCCUAUGAUUUUAUCCUUAAGUGAAUAUAAAUCUUUCUCUAUUGAGUUCAGUGUUGCCUUGUUCUUUUUAAGUAAGCUUUCUGUUGAAUCAAGUGAUGUCUGAAUUUCGUCUAGCUGCUUCUUAUUGCUGUCAGUUUUUUCGGUUAGUUCAUAAAUUAUGUCUUCAAGCUCUGUUCCUCCCCACUCACAGGACAUUCUGUAUUUAAAAAGAUAUGUUUAGCUUCUUCAGACACUUCCUCUGACUCUGCCUUCUUAUUCCACUUAUGAGCAACAAUAUGCUUUGCAGUAGUACAACCACCAGAUAUAAGCCCUAUGAAUGGGAUGUUGGGGGAUAUCGUUCUGGUUAGAUACGCUACGUCAUCCUUUAAAAGCUUGUCACUAAGUAGUUCCUCUGAUAGUUUCUCUGAAGAUUCCACUGCACCAAAACUCCCCAGUAUAGAAGCAAACUUUGAAAUAAUAAGUGUUGAUAAGAAGUCACUUGCACAUGACAUCCUCUGACUUUCAUACUCAUGGUAUAGUCUAUCUACAACAUCCUUGUUAGACUUUCUUAUAAAACUUGCGGGCUUCUCUAUUAUACCAUCCCUAGAUAGCUCUAUAAGUUUGUCUCUUUUGCUUUCAGUUUGCGACUUAUCUGCGGUAGACUUAGUUUUUCUUGCUUUUUUCUGCGGUACCUUUGCGGCUUCCUCUACUUCUCUUACAGCCUCAAAUAUUUCUUCCUCAGAUUCAGUUCCCAUCAUCUAUAUUUUACGCGGUGUUUAGUUUAACAGUGUAUGUGUAAGGGUGAAUAAGUAGUACGUCCAGUGCGGUGAACUUCUCAUCUUUUAAUAUCUUCGAAAUCUCUGUAAUUGUCUCCUGAGGAACUCCACUUAGGUAAUCAUCUGUUAUGACCUUCAUAUCCUUGCGACUAGGGUUGUAGAAUGUAACUAGCCUGGAAAUGUUCUCUCGAAAGGGUUUUGCUACUGAUGACAAUUGUUGGGUAAUUACAAUAACAGAUAUGUUGUAAUGCCUUGCGGAGAAUGCUAAGCGCACCAGUUCUGAGACUCUUUUCUUUACAUCUUGACUUGCCGCACAAUCGUCCACUAUAAUGAGAGUUUGAGUACCGCGGAAUAUGGUGGACACAGCCUUGAGAACAAGAUCAAUCAUUUCUUGUGAGCAUGGAAUUUGUAUAACUCCGUGGUCACUAAUAUGAGUUCAAUUAAUGUAAGUCAUAUUCCACUCUAUGGUUGGACAUAUAAUGACAAUGUAAUCGAAUACUCUAUUGUACUCUGUUUCUAACAUAUUAAGUAGGAACUGAGUUUUGCCACUUCCAGUCAUUCCUACUAUGAGCAUGUUGAAUGGUUGCAUCUCUAUGCUUUACCGUUAGUACAAACUACGUAGGGUACCUAGUAUUGAAUACUUGAUAGAUCUCUAUUUGCAAAGUUAAGGAGAGCAUCUGAUACAAUAAAAAUGUUGCAUUGAACGUCAGCUGUUGUGGCUCUCUUUUUGAUUUCCAGGAGUAAUCCUGACUGUGUGUUAACAAUCUUCUUACCUCCACCAGUGGUAUCAUCUUGUGUUGACCUUAGGUCGAUUACUAGAGCAAAACCAUUGGUGAAGAACUUGCUGAUGGACAUAAAUUCGUCUGCCAUGGAUUUCUCACACAUAGGGCAGAAGAAUCUUUUUGCCUCUUCGAAGAACCUAUUUUUAGGAAGUCCCUGGGAGAAGACUGCAUUAGGCACACCUUCAAUGGUCAGGUUCACUUUAUCAAUGUUUGGGUAAAUAUACUCUUCAGAAUCAGUUCUCACUCUAUUGGUAAAUAGAAGUACAAUUGCUGACAUGCUCUUCCUGGGGAUAUUAAUGUUCUCAUUAACAAUGGUAAGAUCCUUGUCCCAAUUACUUGUACGCAUAAGAGUGACGUGUUUGCAGGACAGUGAGCGGCCUGUUGAAUACAUCCUUGAUACUUCACUUGCAAGGGCGUCAUUCUCAAUGGUCUCGUAUUCUAACUCAAGAUUAUCAAGUUUAUAAUUACCCUUAGCUUCACCUCCCUGGGCAGUCAUAAUCUCAUCUGAUUGCGGGAGUGUGAGGAUGUACAUAGGAUUGUUAUUCAUGGAGAACGGCGUGUAGAGUCCAUGGUCUGCAAUUAUUUUAUCAAUUGGUUUUCUAAGCUUAGAACCAUACACACUGUGGAGAAGUGCAUCUGCUACUUUACCAACAUCACCUACCUUUACACCUGAGUCGUCGCCUGAUAUUAACUUCCUGAGAUUCUCACUUGCAAGACCCUGUUCAGUCAUCUUAUUUCUGUCACCUAGUGUUAGCCAUAGAUCUUUGUAUACUCCGUACAAACUCUCUCCUGAACAGUCAUAGGCUGUUUCACCUGCUACUUUAAUCUGAAGACGUUUAGCUAUCAACUUAGCCAGGUUAUUAUUAAAGCGGCUUUUUGUAUUGGAAUUUUUGAAGUCAAAUAAUAGUGCAAGUGAUCCUGGGACUAAACAAGAGUCAGGCUUUAGUUUGGGGAUGUUAAUGUACAGCUCUUCACCUGGGCUAAUAGUUGUAGGAUUAAAUGUUACAACACUUCUAGUUCUGGGACCUUUUACGGAUGUCAUACGGCUCCUCCUGAAGCCAGGUUGGAGUUCUCUUUCUGUGGUAUUCAUACUUGUAUACAAUAUGUAAUGUUUAGCUGUUCAUGUAAAGUAAAAUUAUUCCGAUACCCACAGCUACCACCCAUAAGUUUGAUGAUAUGAAUUUAAUCAGUUUGCUUACUAUAUCAGGAAGUGGAGAUGGUGACGGUGAAGGACCUCCACCUCUGCGAGUUGAGUUUGCUGCCAUUGAGUAUAGUUUCCUAGUCUGUAUGAUAAUAGCUGUAAGGAGAGCAGCAACUGACACUAUAAUACCUGCAAGAACAAAUCUGAAGUUAUCCUCAACCCAUGACUUGAAUCUUUCAUACCUCGUAAGAUCUUCCCUAACAUCCUUCAACAUGAUUUCCGUACUAUCACCGCUAAAUAUAGGUUGAUCAUCUUCUGGGAUAGUAUCCUCUGCAACCUGGAACAGGAGGUUCUCAAAGUUGAAAGUAUCCUUUAGCCAUUCAGUGUCUACCCCAGGUAGAGACUCCUCAGUCUCCUUACCUCUAUCAAGCUUCCCGGGUUCUUUACCUCCGUAGGGCUUUUCUAUCUUGGGUUCCUUAGGUUCUUCCUUAGGUUGAGGCUUCUUCGGUUCUUCCUCGGGUUUAGACUUCUCUUUUUCCCAUUCUUCGAGCUUUUUUCUCCAAUACUCUGUUUUCUCCUUAUCACCUUUUAUAAAUUCCUGGUGUCUUUUAAUCUCAGCUUCCUUACGCUUAAACUCAGCUUUUCCCUGACGUUCGGCAGCUUCUUCUGCAAGCCUUUUACGUUCUAACUCAGCAGCCUUCCUGCGUUCUUCUUCCUCCUUCUUUCUAGCUUCUCCUUGCAUACGUUCUUCUUCCUCUACUUCCAACUCUUCCUCGGGCUUAUUGGGAUCAAAACCUAGUUUUUCUAUAAUACCCUUCAGCCUAUCUAUUUUUUCCGAGUAGUCAUUCCUUCUAACUUCAGCCUUAGCUAUUCUUCUGAGUACAACUAAUGUUUUUACCUCUUCCUUGAGAGUACCAUGGGUUGCGUUUAGAUAGGCCUCAGUUUCUGAAUUCUUCCAGGUUUUUAUUCUUCUUAGCUGACUGACGUAUUCGAUUUCUCUUUUAAUAUCCUCUUUUUCUUCGAGCUCUGAGCCUGUUAUCUUCCUUCGGAGAAUGUCUAUUUCAGAGUCCAUAUCUUCAGGAUUCAUUUCCCUAUAGCCAGGAUAUAAUCUGUUCAGCUCAUCUAGGUCCUCGGUUCCCAGGUCUCCUUCCCAAAUCUCGGAGUAUUCAUUAUUGUAUUCAUCAAGAAUGGUACUUACCCUAUCCAUCCAUGCUGCCUUGUAUUCUACGCUUUCAGCCAUUUCUCAUAAUUUACUUGCUGUAAUAGUUGUAUACCAUUAAGGCUGCAGCUAUAGCUAAUACCCAUAAGUGUGACGCUAACCAAGCAAUUCCUUUGGCUCCCCACGACAGCGCCGUUGCAAUGGUGUUCAGAAUUGGAACUAGAAUUGGUCCUGCUUUCUUUGCUAAAUUUGCUAAUGCUUUUGCUACUUUACCAGUGACCUUUGCUGUCUUCACAAUGGCUCCCCUAGCAUGAAUUAAUAAGGCUGUAAUUAAACUAGCUGUCGACACUGCUAUCCCUACAAGUCCCACCUUUUCCUCCCCUAACCAUUUAGUAAAUCUGCGUAAUCUGGAAAUAUCUUUCAACUGUGCCUCUCUUGCUUCCUCUACAGUUCUCUGUUCUAGUGUCCUAUCCCUGGCUUCCUUCAAACUGUCAAUUCUUUCUAAAAGGGAAUUAUACUCAGUUGUACCUUCCGCAGAGGUGGCGCGUUCCACGGUUUCACCAAUAGCUUCAUUAAAGUAGUCAGCCUGGACUUGUAACGCUCCAUUGGGACCUGUUCUGCCUUCUAUGCUUGAUCCAUCAGGUGGGUUAAGAACACCUCUCAGUUCGUUGUUUUCUUGCAUUGUUAGCCCUGGAAGGUCUCCUAUUUUUGCACUUAUAUCUAUUAACUCAAUGUUCUCAUGGUCAGCGUAUUCCUCACUACUUUCAUCAAAUUGCGGCUCUUCUCUAGUAUCCUCGUAAAUUGAUUCAUCACUUCCAAUUAUAUUGUCAGGAUUCGUAGGUACCUCUUUUAUUUUCUUUAGAAGGUCCUUAUAUUCUCUUAAUGCAGUGGAGUUCUUAGAGUACACUGGAGUCUUCUUCUUACCACGUUUCAUUAUUUGUGUUCCACUUUUGUCAAUACCUUGUUCACUUCUAAAUACCAACACCUCUGUGCCAUCAUUUCCUUCGGUGAAAGUUGUUUCUGCUAUUGCACGUCUCUCCAUGAGAUUCUUCACAUAGUCAAGUUCACUUUUAAGAUCGGUUAGUACUAUAGGAUCAUCACCAUACAUAGCCUCUCCCUUCACCCUUGUAUCUAACCUACUAAAAGCUGUCGUUAGGUCAUCAUAAUUAAGGUCGUCAUAUUGAGGAUAACUUUUUUCUGUCUCCUCCAACUCAAUGUCCUCGAAGUCCUCCAUAAUACUUUAACUUAUGUUAGGGACUUGAUGUCUCCAGCUGGUCUCCAACUGUUAAAUUUGUCAUCAUAACCUAACCACUUAAUGAGGGCCAUCUUUUUACCCUUCACAGUUCUUCUCCUUAGUACUUUUUCUAUUCCGAAAUCAGGUUCUCUUCCUUCAGCGCUAUACAGUUCUUGUUCAUAGAAUCUGCCAAUUAUUGGUUCAUCAGCACUGUCUUUUAUUGUGUACGUGUUUGGAUGGCCGUGAUACACUUCCGUCACAGUGAACAACUCCUCUGUGAAAUUUGCUUCGUACCCUUUUGUGAACACUGAUUUAUACUUCGAGAUCCUGACACUUUCUCCGACAGCAAACUUUGGUUCCGACGGCUUGCCUAAAUUGUGACUAAAAAGUGUCUUCCAUACUUCAGUCCAAUUGGACUCAUUUACACUGUCCGGUGUUGUUUUAAUUGAUCUGUUCACUGAACUGUUGUAAUUAUCAGUUAAGUCUUGAAGGACGUCUAACCAUUUAUAUGUACUGGCACUAUAGAAGUACUUCCACAUUAGCGCUUUCAGUGUUCUGUUAAAUCUUUCCACAACUGCGGCCUUUUUGUCUGAGUAUGUGGAGAAAAACUCGAUGUUAUGUUUAUUGAGUAAUAACUUUACUUCUUUGUUGUAGAACUCUGUGCCUUGAUCGAACUGGGUGAAUUUUGGGUAUUUACCAAAACGAUUAUUAAAUUGCUCUAAAAUGUUACUGACUGCGUCCUUCACUGAUGUCGCGUUUUUUCUAUACACUGGUACUGUGAAUGCGUACCUACUCAGUAUUUCAAUGGAUUUGAGAAUCCAGCAGUAUCCCUUGUUCUUAUCGUCAUAUUUUGUCAUAUCAACUAAAUCCAUUUGUAACUGUUCACCUAAAGUUUGGACGUACGUCUGUCUGAACUUAUGUUUCCUAAACACUUGUCUGUACCUUGUGUAUGUGUCUUGCUCGUUUAUCCAUUUCUUGACCUGGUUUCUGGUUACUUUAAGUCCGUCUGAUACUGCUCUAAGAUAUAGUUUCUCUGGUGUUUGAAAUCCAGUCUUAGGAUUGUAGUAAAUAUCUCGUAGUCCUUGUUCUUUCAUAAUAUCGUCGUCCAUCUUAUAUUAACCAAUGUAAGCUCGCUACUCAAGGUACAUCUCGAUAAGCACUUCACCUAUAUCAAUAGGUUUCCCAUCUUGAUCUGUCAUGUAGAAUACAAGUUCUGAGAAAGAACCCUUGAUAACUGAAAUCCUACUUUCAACAUCAAUGUAACUAACGACUGAGCCUAAUAAUGGUCUGUCAGUUGGAACUGUAACACUUGUUAUUACAUCGCUGGGUCUUCCCCAAGGGUUAACGUUAAAACUGCUACUAACUAGAUUGCAGUGUAUAUUUACACAUCGUAGACCGUUAUUGAAGUCAACUUUGCUAUCACUUGUCAGACUCCUCCCUUUUAGCAGGAUCAUAGGAUUAUUAAAUCUACUAAAACCUGACAUGGUCAGUAAUCGUGUUUCUAUUGUGAUAUCUUGUUUUACUGCUUCUAUUUGACAUCCAGCUGUUUCAGAAAAGUAGGUUAGCUUAACACCAUGUCUUUCAAGUAACUUCUUCAUGCUGUCAAAUGUGUAGUAACCUUUAUUAACAAUUACAUCAGAUUCUCCAUCAUCUGUUUUCACUUUGAGAAUAGUUGUUGGUUCCCUUAUAUUGAAGUACUCCCAGAAAACUGAUACUCUCUUCACAAAGACUGAUUUAUAAUUGCUUGUUAGAACUGAGUUCUGUAGUGAUACAAUUGUGUGCGAACUCUGGAGUAAAAUUGUGAACUUCAUCUUAAUAACAUACGUUAGGUUAUUAAGAAUGAGACUAGGUGGAGGACAAGUUGGUAAGUCGCCGUAUAGAUCGUACCAGGACUAUGAAAAAAAGUAUGGAAACGAAGACGAUGAAGAUCAUGUUAAUCCUGUUGCUGGUAAAAAUGCAGAGAAUGCUGAGAGGGCUAGAUUUAUUAAAAAGUACCCUCACGCUGACAUGAAUAGGUUUAAGUUUGAAGCAAAGGCUACUAGUAGUGGUGAUAUAGGAGUUAUCACUUGGUUUGUUGAUUUAGAUGGUAUAUCUUCAUAUGACAUUAGAUAUGACGGUUUUAAGAAGGAUAAGGAGUUUACAUCUUAUCUCACUAGUACUAAGGAAAUUAUUACUCCAGUACAAUUCAAAACUAUGACUGACAUGGAUCAACCUCCACUGGAAGUAAUAACAACCAAGUGGCCUUCAAUGUGGUCCAGUGGUGGUAUAGUUCAGAAGAUAAGUUUUACUGAGGGUGAUCCUGUUAUUGGAAAGUAUCCUCCUAUUACAAAAACUAAUCCUAUCUCCAACUUUAAGGUUUAUGUUAGUAACAGUGAGUUUUUCUUUAGUAACCUUCCUAAAAUUAGUGAUUAUAUUAGUAUUGAUAAUGUUACACCAAAGUUUAAUAGAGAGUUGUCGUAUUAUGCUGCAAUAUGUGGAACUUAUGUAGCUACAUAUCUAUGUGGAGUCUCUACUUAUCAUACAAGUCCUCAUAGUAAUGUAAAUCCUAUUAUCACAUCUAUUAUGAACUUUCAUGUGUACUUAUGGAUUAGAAGGUUUAUUAAAAAUCCUAGUUUACUUCAGCAGUAUUCCGAUAGGUUAAAGGUAAUAUCUGGUAAUAUUCCUGUUAAGGGUCAGUGGGAGGUUGAUAAGUUUAGUGAUAGUCGAGCAUCUAUUGGAAUUGUGUACCGGAAGUUUAGAAAUGAGCAUAGAACUGUUAGAAAUGUUAGGUAUGCUAAAAAUACAUCUGGAAUGAUAGUUGGGAUUAGUUAUGAUGAGCUUACAGGUAUGUCUUCCCUUGCUAGUCUAAAUGACUAUAUGAGGUAUUACGCAGACAAAAGUGUGGGUCUUGUUGAUACCUCACUUUUACAGGAAAGCUUGCAGUGUUAUGUAUACUGUGUCCUUGGAGCUCAAGCUAAUACUCGGUGGGCUAUAGUAAACCGUGGCACCUCCUCUUUACUGUCUCAAAAAGGAUUCCGUAAACUUGUAGAAGAUGUUGUAGUUCAAACUGAUAUUUCAGUUGGAAUCACUAAUAUGAGAACAGCAAUUAGAGAUACUAACGCAAUAGUAAAUACAGCAAUAAAUCCUGACAUUAUUUUAUUUCCAUCAAAUUUGGUAAUAUUAAAGGAUCCUAUUCCCGGUUAUAAUAAUAUUCUACUUGAACCUAACUCUAGUGUUAAGUUUGGUGCAAAUACUAAAGUAAAUUAUGUAGGUGUUAAGCAAGUUGAUCCUCCAAAGAAACAGCAUCAAAAUAGCACACCAGUUCACCACCUUGAUACUCUUAGUGGAAACGUAAACAACAGAAUAAACCUAGAGAAAACAACUCCUUUCGUAAAACUAUGGUUAACAGUAAUAAUUCUUCAGAAGUUAGCGCUAUUGCUGGGGCUGGAAUUGGUGCUACAGUUGUAUUUAUUAUAAUGAGAAUGUUUUUGUAAACAUUGUGUAUGUUAUAAAAAUGGCUCUCUAUAGAGGAUACAACAAAGGAGUAAAUAAUAUUGAUCCAACAACUGGUAGUGUGUUUGAUAAGAAUGGAUUUACUAUGAAGGGUGACAUUGAGAUGGAUGGUAAUGAGGUGAAGGGUUUAGGUGCACCUACAGAUGAUACGUCUGCGGUCACAAGAAAGUGGGUAGAUGAUGAGAUCAUUAAACAGGCUGCUGUUACAAUUCAACCAGCAGGGUUUACAAUGACUGCAUGGGGAUAUUAACAUGGGAGGUAAUAAGAUAACUAAUCUUGAUACUCCUACUAAUCCAGGUGAUGCUGCUAGUAAGAGUUGGGUUGAAGGUAGCCGCAGGCAUAUACAUGUAAGCUUACCUGGUCUUGUACUUACAAAUGACCUCAAUAUGUCAACAAAUGAGAUAAAAACUUUGGGUGAUCCUACAACUGGAAAGUCUGCUGUUAAUAAGGAUUGGGUAGUUGGAAUGUUAAAUAGACCUGUAACUGGACUUGAUAUUGCUGGUGAUAUUGACAUGAAAAACCAUGAGAUUAAGAAUCUUUAGGAUCCCUCUGAGGAUCAGUCUGCUGUUACAAAAAAGUGGGCGGUUGAUAAUAACUUUGUUAAAAAAGGUGGAACUAUGCAAGGAGAUGUUUCUAUGGGAGGCUGGAGAUUAUUUGAUAUUAUUGACCCUAAACUUAGUAGUGAAGUUGUAUCUAAAGGUUGGGUUGAAAAUAAGAUGUCUACAAUUCCUAGCACCUCUGGUUUUACAAUGUCAGGUGAUCUUCAAAUGGGUGGACAUGAAAUUAAGAAUGUCGGUAAUCCCACUACCAACCAAUCUGUUGUUACAAAAAGAUGGUUUGACUUAAACAGGGGAACAUUUCUAAGGCUAGGUGACUCUUUCCUAUUACAGAGUGUAACUGGUCCUAUUAGCUUCUCUAAGGCCCCUAAAAGUUUCUCAGAUGGGUUAGAUUCAGCAAGUCUUGUAAGAUUUAGCCAGCUAGCUACCUAUCUUAAACUAAGCGGUCUAGGUGAAAUGACUGGUAAUCUUAAGAUGGGUGGAAAUGAAAUUGAAAAUAUUGGUAAUCCUAGUGUUGAUACAUCUGCUGUUUCCAUGGGGUGGGUAAAAAAUAAUGUUGUCACGCGUGCGGGUGGUUCUAAAAACAAUAUGACCGGUAUCUUGUGGAUGAAAGGUAACAGAAUACGUGAACUCGGAAAUCCUGAGUAUCUCACAGACGCUGUAAAUAGAGGGUGGGUUGAAAAUAAGAUCUCUGGAGGUAGACGUAAACGUGAGACCUAUAGUGGUCUUACACUAUCUGAUGACCUUGACAUGGGAAAUUACGAGAUAAUAAAAUUAGGUGCUCCUACAACCGACAAUUCUGCUGUGUCUAAAAAAUGGGUCACGGAUCACGUCAGUGGAAGCUCAAUUAGCAGCAGUGGCUUCAGUAUGACAGGUAAUAUUGACAUGGGUGGUUAUAGUAUUACAGGUUCAGUAGUGGCUCAGCUGGAGACUCUGCUGCAGUUUCCUAUAGUUCUAUGAGCUCCUGGUGCUCUCAGUUUCUGAAGCGUGGUGGUGGUGUUUUAUCGGGCAAUCUUGAUGUUAACGAUUAUGAGUUAACUAGAGUAGGCAAUCCAACAACUUACGGUUCAGCUGUUAAUAAAAGGUGGGCAACUGAUGAGUUCAUGAGUAGUAGAGGUGGACUGGUAAAGGGUGAUUUGGAUAUGGGAGAUUCAAGUGGUAUUCUCGAUCUAAAGGAUCCGGUAAAUGACAAAGAUGCUGUUAACAAACAGUGGGUAGAAAGGAAUUUUCUAAAGCCCUCCUCGGGACUUGUACAAGUAGUGGCUGAUAAGAGAUACGUAAGAAUAAACCGUCACAUUCAUGCAAAAUGGAUCUGGGGUUAUCGUGGCGUAUCAGUUGCAGCAACAAGGUACUAUGCUUACUGUCAUGAUCAGAUUCCACCUUCAUGGAGAACAGAUACUAUUAAUAAUAUGACAGACCUCAACCUUGAAUCAAUUACUAUUAAAUCAGAUUUUCCUACUUUUUCAACUGUUCUAAAUAUACCCCUAGCUCUAAUCCUGUGGGCUACUGUAUGGGAAAAACAAUCUAAUGGAAAAUAUACACAGGUUAAGAAGGAAAUCGCUCUGAGAACAAUAGACUUAAGAAGGCUGUCACAUACUUGGUUCAAUGGAACUUACACAACAACAGGUGGAAGUACAGCUUGCUACGUUUUCAAGGGUAAUAGUAUGUUCUAUUUAGGAAAUCAGGUUGAGCUGGUAGAUAAUACGCUGGCUUGGUGUAUUAUAGUUAAACCUGAACACUCAAUGCCAACUGGUUCGAGUAUGGACUUGUCCUUUUGCUGGUCACUUCGAUACUCAGGGUCAGGUGCUUAACAUUUGUUGUACUAUAAGGUAUAAUGUCAAGGUGGAGGUCAUGCUUCUCCUGCUUGGGUAAGAUUUGUGGCUGCCGUAAGAGUUCUAGUAGAACUGGGUAGUCUGGUGACAUAAAUUUCUCUGUAUCAAAUAAUAUUAAUGUUGGAGUAACAACACAGAGUAAAAAGGAUAAUGCCAACAGUGCAUCCGGACUACAAGGGCCCCCUGCCUUGUGUACCCUCAGGAGUGAAAUAAAAGAUGUUGAAUAGGCUUUGGAAUAAAGGAAUUGAAUGAGAUUGGUGGAGUUGAAAUUUGAAGAUUUAAGAGAAGUGAAUCGUUUUAAUUUUGUUAGAAAAUCUAGCGCUUAGAAAACCAAUAUGGUCUAGAAAAUAAAAUCAUGAUUAAAAAAUUCAGAUUGAGCCAAACGGAUUUUCGUUCACGGAAAAAUGGUCGGAAAUCUGAUCAUGCUCAUUAGCAUAAAAAAUGGUCUAGAAACCUCAGUUCCUAUACUACUUGUCACAGACAAAAAAUUAGACGUUUCAAAUUCGCUCUUACAUGUCCUCUUUUCUAUUGUCAAUUUCAGAUGUAUUUCAACGUGAAACUCACAAUGGCAAUGAUGAUUGUAAUUGCCGGGAUGGUGAUGUUGCCUGAGUCCGAGGCAGGCAUUGGUGACUGCUGGAGUACAUGGAGUCGGUGUACCAAAUGGAGCAGAUUUUUUACAGGCAAAUUAUGGCUCAGUUGCCAGCAGCGGUGUUUUUGCUUGGGCUAUGCUACGGGAACGUGCAGGGAAGUGCCUUCUUCUUGUCCCUUCACAAACAAAGCUUGGCAGUGUCAGUGCAGUGGAAGAAGUCAAGGUCCAAAACCGAGCUGGUGCGGUUUUUAAAUGUCACAAACAGGGCAUAAACAAAUACACGGGGACGAAUGUUAUUUAGCUGAGAUGAACACUGACCUUUUGUCUUGAUUUAACAAUUUUAUUCUCCUUAAAAUACAACAUAGUUCAAGUUUCUAGUUUGAUAUUCUGCAUGUUCUGUUAAACACAUACUUAAUUUGAAUAUAAGCACGAUUCCAAAAUGAUGUAGAAAACUCUAAAUGAGAUAAUAAACAGUAAAACAAAGAAAAUGAAAAUCUUAAAUGAAUUUAUUGACUCUAAUUCAACAGAUUUUAUUAUAAACCCAAAGGAAAUCGCCAAUAAAGUCAACCACUACUUUAUUAACAUCGGACUCAACCUAGCGAAGGAAAUUACGCAUACACCGAUGUCAAAUUUUAAGGCCCUGUCACACUAUUUCGUACGAGAGAAACGUAUGAGAAGCGUAUGGAAAUUAAUGAAAUAAUUUUCAUACGCACAAAAAUCCUUUGAAAUGCCAGCGUAUGAGUACCGUACAUCUGGCGUAUCUCUAGCGUAUUCAGCGUGUGCCUAUAGAGUUUGCUUAUCGUAUAAAGGAUACGUCCGAUACGCACAAAAUUUUUGAGCAUGCAUGUUUAAAAAAAAAUUUCUGCCUCGCCGUAUGCCACCGUACGCGACCGUGCUUGAAACGUAUGCAACCUGUGCCUAACGUACUCCUAGCGUAUGUCAGCGUAUACCGGCGUAUGAGUGAUAUUUUUCAUACGCUGGCAUACGCUAGUACGAUACGUAAUAGUGUGACAGGGCCUUUAGCAAAUAUUUAAGGUGGCUCGCUACAGUUUAUAGAAAUGUUGAAAAUGCGUAAACUAGAUCACCUUUUUGAAGAGAUGAUGCCCUUUACAAAUCGAAAUUUGUAUAUUAUAUAUACAGCGACAAUCAAACAGUCGAAAAUUGGUCAGAAAAGUGACGUCACCACUGUUGCUAUGGCACCAAUGACGAUUCAAGAUGGCCGAUAUUUUGGCUUUGAACGCAUUUUACUUCUAAAAAAGGUCGGUUACCCCCAUUUUUUAUUUCAGAAAACAUUUCCUUAUAGUAAUAAAUGACCAAUUUAAAAAGAAAUUCUGUAAUGCAAAAAUAAAUUAUUUCGAAAAACCAUGUUUAUAAAUUUUUAAAAAAAUUGGCAUUUUAGAAGUUUUCAAAAUUGGUCAGAUAGUGUAUUGUACCAUAAGAAAAUAUUUUCUGAAAUAAAAAAUGGGGGUAACCGACUUUUUUUAAAGUAAAAUGCGUUCAAAGCCAAAAUAUCGGCCAUCUUGAAUCGUCAUUGGUGCCAUAGCAACAGUGGUGACGUCACUUUUCUGACCAAUUUUCGACUGUUUGAUUGUCGCUGUACGUCACUUUUCUGAGCAAUUCAAUUCAGCCGAAGUUCAGGAGUACACGAAGAUCAAACAAGAAUUAACAGUUCAUAAAGGUACAAUCCUGAGGGGAAAUCGCCUUGUGAUACCACCAACGCUGAGAAAUAAAGCUGUGGAUCUAGCACACUUUGGGCAUCAAGGUGUCGUGAAAACAAAAAGAUUGUUAAGGGAGAAAGUCUGGUUUCCUGGCAUAGACAAGCUUACAGUUUGA